Priapulus caudatus is the source of this 1431-nucleotide messenger RNA. RefSeq names its product cGMP-specific 3',5'-cyclic phosphodiesterase-like. Gene Ontology annotation, molecular function: protein binding; 3',5'-cyclic-nucleotide phosphodiesterase activity. The record is from RefSeq and is a predicted model, not a curated record. NCBI's taxonomy places the organism in Eukaryota, Metazoa, Priapulida, Priapulimorpha, Priapulimorphida, Priapulidae. Gene Ontology annotation, biological process: signal transduction.
GCAUUUGCUAUAUUUUCCGGUCUGGGCAUUCAUAAUACACAAAUGUACGAAAUGGCAGAACAACUGAUGGCAAAGCAGAAGGUGGCCUUGGAGGUAUUAUCCUACCAUGCGACUGCCCAAGAUCACGAGGUUGAAAGACUAUCGAAGUCCACCGUUCCUCUGGCCGAGGAAUUUAAGCUCUACGAAUUCGAAUUCAGCGACUUAGAUCUGACAGAUGAUUUGACCUGCCUGGCAACUAUCCGGAUGUUCAUUGAGUUCGACCUACUAGUUAAAUUUAGUAUCCCAUAUGAGGUUAUGUGCCGUUGGGUGCUCAGCGUAAAAAAGAACUACCGUCCUGUGACGUACCACAACUGGAGACAUGCGUUCAAUGUAACGCAGACAAUGUUCACCAUGAUGAAAGUUGGUGCAAUGCAGCGACACUUCAACGAUCUGGAACUGCUUGGUUUACUAGUUGCGUGUUUGUGCCAUGACCUUGAUCACCGAGGAACGAAUAACGCCUUUCAGACGAAGACAACAUCACCACUGGCUACUUUGUAUGGCACAUCAACGAUGGAACACCAUCACUUCGAUCAUAGCGUUAUGAUUCUGAAUAGUGAGGGCAACAACAUCUUCCAGGCGCUAUCAUCCGAUGAUUAUAGGAUAUUAAUCAAAGUACUUGAACACGCCAUUUUGUCAACUGAUCUUGCACUCUAUUUCAAAAAGAAGGGCGACUUUGUAUCAAUGGUGGAAGGCGGUGAGCGGGACUUUAUUGAUGACUCAAGACGGGAACUUCUUAGAGGCAUGAUGAUGACCGCAUGUGACGUGUCAGCAAUUUCUAAACCCUGGAAGGUGCAACGACAGGUUGCCGAGCUGGUCAGCAGCGAGUUCUUUGAACAAGGCGAUCUGGAGAAAAACGUCCUUCACGAACAACCAAUUGCCAUGAUGGACAGGGAGAAGAAAGAUGACCUACCAAAAAUGCAAGUUGGAUUCAUUGAUGCCAUCUGCAUACCCGUUUACAAGAAGUUCGCCGAAAUUCAACCGAAUUUGCAACCUCUCAUGAAUGGUGUGCUAACAAAUCGCCACAACUGGCAGACGCUCGCAGAAGAGAACGAACGCAAGAAGGAGGGUCGAAGUGUGAUGUCAGAUCACGGACGUAGAGCUUCAUCGAGGUCGUCGGGUGCGGAGACCGUGUGUCUGCGUCACAGCUUGCCUCGCACACCGACGCCUUGUACGACCGACUCGACCGACAAUCUACACAGCGUGACGACGUACGAACGGCAGCAGGGAAACUGGCAGCCGCCACCGACUGAAAGCAAAGAUGCUGAACCCAAGUCGGUGGCGGCGAAAUGUGUCAUUUACAGUGUGGAUGUGAGCCCAUAUUAUUACUGCGCCUUAUUGGAACUCAUGUGUGUAGUGAAUGGCAUAUACAUGCUGAUAUCAGAAGUACAUUGA